Molecule: messenger RNA, 4596 nt
Organism: Menidia menidia (Atlantic silverside)
Lineage: Eukaryota; Metazoa; Chordata; Actinopteri; Atheriniformes; Atherinopsidae
Source: the annotation of a GenBank genome assembly
AUGGUGAUCGGCGGCUCCUGUAAGAGGUGCGACUGCAACGGCAACUCCGACCCCAACCUGAUCGUCAACGAGUGCCACAACGCCACGGGCCACUGCCAGCACUGCUGGGGGAACACGGCCGGAGCCAGCUGCCAGCGCUGCGCCCACGGUUACUACGGCGACGCCAUCGGCGCCAAGGACUGCCGAGAGUGUGAGUGCAACAAAUGUGGCACCUCGUCGUGUGACGACCGGACAGGGGUGUGUCACUGCAAACCGGGAGUUACCGGACCUCUGUGUGACCAGUGUGAGGAGGGUUACUCCGGGUUCUUCAGCUGUCAGGGAUGCCGCAGAUGUGAGUGUGGGCCGGCCUCUAAGCGCCCCACCUGCCAUCCGCUCACCCACAGCUGUCCGUGCCGCCCGGGGGCCGGAGGCCGUUACUGUGAGCGCUGCCUCCCGGGAUACUGGGAUUACGGCCCCUCCGGCUGCCAGAAGUGUGACUGUGAAAGUGGCCACUGUGACAUGCAUUCAGGAGAAUGCCUGGCAGAAGCAGCAGCAGUACACCUCUGCAACAUGACCUGUGACGACUGCAUAUGGCAUCUGACUUUCGACCUGAAAAAGUCCAACCAGACGCUGGACCAGCUAAAAGUUGGAGUGCUGAACAUCUCCACUGGUGCAGCUGCUAACGACAGGCUCAAAUACUAUAACUACACAGCCCACCGACUCCAGAUGGAGUUUCAGAGGUGGAAAAAUAAGUCAUCUGUGAUGAAGGCCCAGACUGAUGACCUGGAGUGGGCCACAGAAACUAUGGUGCUGGACAUCAGAGAGCUCGCCGAAUCGGACAGCUUGUUGAGCAGUUUAGUGAAGAAGCUGGACAACGACACACUGGACACGUUCACCUCGGGUCAGCAGCUCAGCACGAAUCUGUCAGACCUCAACACACGCAUCGAAGAGAUGAUCCACGACUGGGAGCUGUACAGCGUCCAGCAGGACGUGGACCCAGAGGUGGUCAGACGGAACACCAGAGCGGCCCACCAAAUGGUGGCCUGGAUGAGACAACUGGACCUGUCCUCACAAGAGCCCGUCACCACCGAUGAGUCCACCGAGGCCCACGACUUGCUGAGACGAGUCCGUCAGUUGGAGAAAAAGCUGAUGAUUACUGAGGGCCGCCUGCCCUCCGUCAGAGAGGUGCUGUCCCGCUUUACGACCAGGCUAACGGACACUCAGGACUUUCUCCGGAAAGCGGAGAGCACCCUGCAAGAGACAGAGCGCAAGAACAGAGGCAGCAUCCUCAAAUUCCAAAGGAAUGAGGCAAAGCGGCAGAGGCUGACAGAAGACGCCUCAACUAUCAAAAGCACUCUGGAGGAAGGAACCGUGUUUAUCCACGAAAGUGGGAGAGCUUUAGCUGAGGUGGAGGCCAUGGUGCAGAAUGUGACGGGAUACCACGCUGCUAUCGAUGGCGCGGUUGAUAAGCUGAAGGAGAAGACGGAGCGCCUCUCUCUGGCUGACAGAGAUCUGGUCCAAAUGGCUGACGAGCACGCUGAGAUGAUGGAGAAGCAGGCCAACAAGCUGGAGGAGGAUUUGAAAGAGAGCGAUGCCAAUGGUUUUGUCCAGAGAGCCAUCAGUGCCGCCAACGUCUACAACAACAUUGUGAAAUACGUGGAUGAUGCCAACAUCACCUCCAUCACCACCUUUAACUUAUCUCAAAGAGCAGAGGAUGCUGUUGCUGGGAUCAACAAACAGCUCGGACACCUGGUGACACAGAGUGACAACGUUUUCAAGGAGUCUGUUUCGUUACAUUCGGAGCAAAAUGAGGUGGAACAUGGAGUGGCUGACAAGCUCAAAUACAUCGAGGAAACCCAAGAGACCAUGCAGGAAAACACCAAAAAGCUUGAGCAAUUAGUGCAGGACAUCACCAAAAUGAAAACGGACAGAACUUCGCAGCGGGUGGACUUUACCUUGAACGUGGCUGAGGGGACUCUCAACCGCUCGGCAGAAGUCCUGCAGACCAUCACUCCCAUCAGCAGCAAGGUGGAGGAAUGGGUCAAGAACAUGAGGAACAACGAAUACUCCACAUCUGCGUACGAACAAGCCGUUGAUUCUGCAGGUGAAGCAGUGGAAAACCUGAACGUGCUUGUCCCCGAGCUGUUGGACAAGCUGAAGGUGGUGGAGGACAACAAGCCGGUCAACAACGUGACCAGCAACAUCAUGAGGAUCCGAGAGCUCAUCGCUCAGGCCAGAAGCGUGGCCAAAAAAAUCCAAGUGUCCAUGAAGUUCAACGGGCAGUCUUCGGUGGAGGUUCAUCCCCACAUGAACCUGGAAGAGCUGAAGACUGUUACGUCCAUCAGCCUGUUCAUGAGGGUGGACCCAGACAAGGACCCUAUAGAGGACCGCUUCAUCUUAUACUUGGGAGACAGAAAUGGUAAAAAAGAUUACAUGGGUUUAGCCAUCAAGAAUGACAACUUGGUCUUCGUGUACAACCUUGGAGGCGAAGAUGUUGAAAUCCCUCUGAGUUCAAAGCCUGUCAGCCAAUGGCCUGCUGUCUUUAACUACAUCAAAGUAGAGAGACUGGGCAAACAUGGAAAAGUCUUCCUGACCAUCCCCAGCCAGACCUCCACUGAUGAGCAAAAGUUCAUCCAGAAGGGCAAAGCUCCAGGCACAGACUCCCUGUUUGACAUCGACCCCAAAGAUAUAGUAUUCUUUGUGGGCGGCGUCCCACCGGAUGUCAGGCUGCCACCUCCUCUGAGUCUGGCUCCGUUUGUGGGCUGUAUCGAGCUGGCUUCACUCAACAACGACGUGAUCAGUCUCUACAAUUUCAAAGAGACCCACAAAAUAGAUAUAGUCACAUCGCCACCAUGCUCCAGGUACAAGUUGGCCUUUUCUCAGAGUCGCAUCACCAGCUACCUGUUUGAUGGGACAGGCUACGCGCUCAUCAAUAACAUUGAGAGGAGAGGGAAGUUUGGUGUGGUCAUCAGAUUUGACAUUUCACUGCGAACUGUUGCAAAUGAUGGAGUCGUUUUUCUUAUGGUUAAUGGGGAUAAAUUCUUCCUUUUGGACAUAAAAAAUGGCUUCCUCCGUCUAAUGUAUGACUUUGGCUUCAGCAACGGACCAAACGUUUUUGAAAGUAACCUUGCAAAGCUUAAAAUAAAUGACGCACGAUACCACGAGGUGUCGCUAAUAUACCAUCAGUCAAAGAAGGUUAUCCUGCUGGUGGACAAGAGCCAUGUAAAGUCUAUGGAAAACCCUAAAGCCACAUUGCCCUUCUCAGAUAUCUAUAUAGGUGGGGCUCCAUCAGGUGUCCUCAAAUCCAGACCGGAGCUGUCCACCGUUAUCGGUUUGAAAGGCUGCUUGAAAGGAUUCCAGUUCCAGAAAAAAGACUUCAACCUACUAGAGGAGCCUGGCACCAUCGGCAUCAGCAGUGGCUGCCCCGAGGAGUUCUUUAUGUCCCGUAAAGCCUAUUUCGCUGGAGAGAGUUACCUGGGAUCCACAGCAAAGAUUUCACCGUUUGACAACUUUGAAGGAGGUCUGAACUUCAGAACAUUGCAGCCCACUGGACUCCUUUUCUACCACAGCGAAGGGUCCGAAGAGUUCAGCAUAUCCCUGGACAACGGAGCCGUGGUGUUGAACAGCAGAGGCACGAAGAUCAAGUCAAACAAGAAGCAGUACAAUGAUGGAAGGAAUCACUUCUUAGUUGCUUCGGUAAAUAAACAGAAGUAUUCGCUGCUGGUGGAUGACAGAGAUAAGCAGGAAAAGAAGCGUCCACAGUCCAGUUCCUCAUCAGUUGCCGGCGUGAAGACCUUCUACUACGGGGGGUCCCCCAGCGGCAGCUUUAGGAACUUCACGGGCUGCAUCAGCUAUGCCUACAUCAUCAGACAAGACCGGGACAUUGAGGCCGAGGACUUUCAGAAAUACACAGAGAGGGUCAACACUUCUCUGCAGGACUGUCCCAUACAGAUACCCCCCGCAGCACUUCAGUCUAGGCACCGGGACAGGACUUCCCGAGCCAAACCCAUUGAUUCCCAGAAGGGCACCGGGGAAGGGUCCAGCCUCCUCCCAGACCGGACAGAAGCGGACGAUGAUGGUCACCAACCAGCAGAGUCAAACACACAGUCCUGCUACCUCUCGUCAAGUCCAAGAGCAGCACACCAGGCCUUCCACUACAGCGGCGUUGUGAACAGCAGGCAACACUACACACAAGUCCCCAACUCUCUUUCUGAGAGGCACCACUUCUCCUUGUCCCUGAAAACCCUAUCACCCUUUGGCCUCAUAUUCUAUGCAUCCGAUGCCCAAGACGACAACUUUAUCGCUCUCUUCCUGGCCCACGGAAAACUUGUGUAUUCUUUUAACGUGGCGGGCCAAAAAGUUAAAAUCAAGAGCGAGGACAGAUACAAUGAUGGUGCAUGGCACAAUAUUAUUAUUACACGUGAUGGAAGCAUGGGAAAGAUGAUCAUCGAUGGGCUCAAAGUGCUGGAGGACAGAGCUGAGGAAGACAGCUUCUCCUGGCACACCAGCACACCCAUCUUCAUCGGAGGAGUUCCUCCAGGGAGAGGCCAAAAGAACAUUCAGGUACCAGUCCAAAUAUGGCAAAGGGCAAAAACCAUGGAUGAAACCCAGAGCUAA